This is a messenger RNA of Triticum aestivum (bread wheat), 2045 nucleotides long. Its product is annotated as phosphomevalonate kinase, peroxisomal. Bases 210 to 1742 code for a protein of 510 amino acids. The record is from RefSeq and is a predicted model, not a curated record. Lineage: Eukaryota; Viridiplantae; Streptophyta; Magnoliopsida; Poales; Poaceae. Gene Ontology annotation, biological process: isopentenyl diphosphate biosynthetic process, mevalonate pathway. Gene Ontology annotation, cellular component: peroxisome. The transcript has 10 exons. Gene Ontology annotation, molecular function: phosphomevalonate kinase activity.
AUGUCAGGAUAGGAACGUCCCGGGCCAACAGCAACUCCGCACGGCCGUCGUCGUCGAAAGUCUCUGCAGAACGCCGCGCGGCGACUCCCCGUCCACCAGCCACUGCUCCUCCUCGGUUCCUCCGCCGUAGGCAGAAACGUGCUGCCCUGCGCGCCGUGCCGCACGGCCACCGCAUCACACUCCACUCCAGUCGUCGAGAAGGGAGGGCCAUGGAAGUGGUCGCGUCGGCGCCGGGGAAGGUGCUCGUGGCGGGAGGGUACCUGGUGCUGGAGCGCCCCAACCCCGGCCUCGUCCUCAGCACCAGCGCCCGCUUCUACGCCAUCGUCCGCCCGAUCCACGACGAGCUCAGCCCCGACUCCUGGGCAUGGGCGUGGGCGGAUGUGAAGGUGACCUCCCCUCAGCUCUCCCGGGAGGCCGCCUACAAGCUAUCCAUCAAGAAUUCGACGCUCCAAUUGACGUCCGCAAGGGAGUCUACAAACCCUUUUGUGGAGCAGGCGAUACAAUUCUCCAUAGCAGCUGCCAAAGUGUCUAUUACUGAUAAGGAGAAGAAAGAUGCACUAGAUAAGCUGCUGUUGCGAGGUUUGAACAUCACAAUUCUGGGUUCCAAUGAUUUCUAUUCGUACAGGAAGCAGAUUGAAGCACGUGGUCUGCCUCUAACUCCAGAGGUAUUGCUUUCAUUGCCUCCAUUUUGCUCAAUUACGUUUAACUCAGAAGUUGCUAAUGGAACUGGAGAAAUAUGCAAACCUGAAGUGGCAAAAACUGGACUUGGGUCAUCAGCUGCUAUGACUGCAUCAGUUGUUGCUGCUCUUCUUCAUUAUCUUGGAGCUGUUAACCUUUCGUGUUCAGGUCAAUCAUCCAGUGACACUGUAACUGGACGAGAUUUUGAUUUUGUGCAUGCUAUUGCUCAAAGUGCACACUGUAUAGCACAAGGGAAAAUUGGCAGUGGCUUUGAUGUUAGUGCCGCUGUCUAUGGGAGUCAGCGCUACAUAAGGUUCUCUCCAGAAAUCCUCUCCUCAGCUCAGGUUAUAGGUGGGAGUUGCUUGCCAGAUGCAGUAGCAGAUAUUGUUACACGGAGGUGGGAUCAUGAGAAGACUCAAUUUUCUUUGCCUCCUCUGAUGUGCCUUCUUCUGGGUGAACCUGGAACUGGAGGAUCAUCUACUCCAUCAAUGGUUGGAUCUGUGAAACAGUGGCAGAAGUCUGAUCCUCAGAAAGCCGCAGAUACAUGGAGCAAGUUGGGAAUGGCUAAUUCAGUGCUGGAAAACCAAUUGAGAAGCUUAAGCAAACUUUCUGAAGAUUAUUGGGAGGCCUAUGAAUCUGUAGUGCGGUCCUGUAGUCGUCUCACAUUCAUGAAGUGGACAGAGGUGGCUACUAAUCAGCAUCAAGAAUUGGUUGUCAAAUCAUUAUUGGCUGCGAGAGAUGCUUUCCUUGAAAUAAGGCUUCAUAUGCGAGAGAUGGGUGUGGCAGCCGGUGUUCCAAUUGAGCCGGAGUCACAAACACAACUUCUGGAUGCCACUAUGAAUAUGGAAGGCGUUCUACUAGCUGGUGUUCCUGGAGCCGGUGGCUUUGACGCAGUUUUCUCAGUGACCUUGGGUGAAGCAAGUGGUGCUGUAGCAAAUGCUUGGAGCUCCGUCGGUGUCCUCCCACUCCUUGUUCGAGAAGACUCUCGGGGUGUUUCACUGGAAGCUGGUGAUCCAAGAACAGAGGAGGUGUCAACAGCUGUGUCGUCCAUACAGAUUAGGUGAUACUAUUUGUUGAUAAAUCCUGUAAUGCUUCUACGGUGUAUCUUUGGUAUCUCAUUCAUUUAGGAGUAGCACAACCAGACAAAAUUUGAAAACUCUCAUUGUUAGAAUAAGUGCUGAGCACGGAGCAAAGAUGGUACGAUGUAGUUGAGGACAAUGCAAGAGUGGAAAAUGGGAAGCUCUUGUAACCCCCAUGGAAUGGAAGCAUUUGCCUGUGGCCACGAAAUGUACGUGGUGCAAUGUGUAGCUUUUCCAAUAAACUCGGGACUUGAAUUUUGAAACAUUUUGAAACUCGUUAUUACAGCA